UAAGCAGUAGCGCAUGCGCAGUCAUUGCUUCCGCGACGUACCUAGCCAUCUUUCCAGUCAAGCAAAAGUGAUUGUUUUCAGCUUUAGUCUUAUUUAACGGAACUUUUAUUAAUGUCAGAGCCACAGUCCGCGCUUCUACUACGAAAACAAUUAGCAGAAUUAAAUAAAAACCCAGUAGAAGGGUUUUCAGCAGGCCUCAUAGACGACAAUGACAUAUAUCAGUGGGAAGUACUCAUUAUUGGACCUCCAGACACAUUAUAUGAAGGUGGGUUUUUCAAAGCACACUUACAGUUUCCAAAAGAAUAUCCACUUAGGCCACCGAGAAUGAAGUUCAUAACAGAAAUAUGGCAUCCAAACAUCGAAAAGAACGGUAAUGUAUGCAUAUCGAUUUUACAUGAACCUGGAGAUGAUAAGUGGGGCUAUGAAAAAGCAUCAGAACGGUGGUUACCAGUUCACACAGUUGAGACUAUUCUCAUAAGUGUUAUUAGUAUGCUUGCAGAUCCUAAUGAUGAAAGUCCUGCUAAUGUGGAUGCUGCCAAAGAGUGGAGGGAAAGCUAUGCAGAAUUCAAGAGAAAGGUGGCGAGGUGUGUCAGAAAGAGCCAAGAGGAGUGUUUGUAGGAGAUGAACAAUUAUUCAAAUGGAAAGACUUAUUUAAUUCUGGGAAGCCGUAAGCACUGUAAGAAAGAAACCGAUGCUCAGCAUUAAGCUAAUGGACAACAGUGCCACUAAAAACGGAUAUAGCCUGACCCAUUCUUAAGCAGAAAAAGGGAGGCAGAGUAUGUGUGACAAUAAAAGAUAAAAUCACACAUCUCUAUGAAGUUUAUACCACCGCCACUGACGUACCAUCCAUUGAUACGAAGAACAUAAAGGAAAUACACGCAGCUCACCUUUUACAUAAUAAACAACUAAAAAACUAAUUUACACAUAUACAUAAUGCAAAAAAAUUAUCUGUACGAUUAUUACCUUAAUAUUGAUAGUUAUAAACUUAACUUCCCUGUUCCUCCUGCUCAAGAGUUAGCCCUACCCUUUAUACCUAAAAGCCUGUAAUUUAAAAUGUUUACGUUUAUCAUUGAAUAAUAAUUCCUUAGUGGCGUUUCGUA
Molecule: messenger RNA, 1100 nt
Organism: Bombus impatiens (common eastern bumble bee)
Lineage: Eukaryota; Metazoa; Arthropoda; Insecta; Hymenoptera; Apidae
Gene: Ube2g1
Product: ubiquitin-conjugating enzyme E2 G1
Exons: 6
Coding region: 112-618 (168 amino acids)
Biological process (GO): protein polyubiquitination; proteasome-mediated ubiquitin-dependent protein catabolic process
Molecular function (GO): ubiquitin conjugating enzyme activity
Source: RefSeq, a predicted model, not a curated record